Molecule: messenger RNA, 3102 nt
Organism: Photinus pyralis (common eastern firefly)
Lineage: Eukaryota; Metazoa; Arthropoda; Insecta; Coleoptera; Lampyridae
Product: transcription factor E2F1-like
Exons: 4
Coding region: 454-1830 (458 amino acids)
Biological process (GO): regulation of transcription by RNA polymerase II
Cellular component (GO): RNA polymerase II transcription regulator complex
Molecular function (GO): RNA polymerase II cis-regulatory region sequence-specific DNA binding; protein dimerization activity; DNA-binding transcription factor activity, RNA polymerase II-specific
Source: RefSeq, a predicted model, not a curated record
CCGGCACAGAUGGCAGAUGUUUUGUAAUAUUGCUGGGUAGCACACGCUGAAAUUAUUACGUGUUCACAAUUUAACAAUUUUUUACCACUCACUACGCGACUUAAUUUUCCCAAUUUUCACGUAGUCGGAUAACCCCAUUUUUGCUUUACUUGUUCCCGCUUUUAAAACGGAAAUUAGUUAUACGGCGUAGUCGUUUUUUCUUGUUUUGCGUGGUUAUCACAGCUGCUUUUACGAAGUGGCUUGGCGACCAUUUGCUGAAGUGCACUCGAAUAAUGUAGCUUUUUCGGGAGGGUUGUAAGUUUUUAGUUGCGCGGCUGUUAGGGCCUUCUGCUGGUGUAAAUGUUGAAGAAUUCGUCUGUCAUACGGAGGACCAAAUAGUCGCCAAACUUAAAAGGAUUAGAAAACGACCUCCAUUUUGAAAAAGCUUAAUGUAUUGACAUUUGAGGACCAGAAAUGCGUCGCGGGGUUCGUCGACCGGUUGUGGAAAGCCCUGGAGGGUACAGCAUCAUACCCUCCAGUUCCACGCCUGACAUGGAUAUUGUUAAAACUGAAUUCACACCCAGCCCACACUUGCUGGAUCACGGCUACGGUGCGACACCUCAAAACCAAAUCAUCUCCUCCGGCCUUCCCCAGUGUCUACCGACCGUUAAGCGCAAACUAAACAUUGAAAACUCGCAACAUCUCAUAGUACAAUUCAAGCAAGAGUUCAAAACGCCCCAGCCCAAGCGACAGCGCAAAAGCUCUCCCGCCAAGAAGCUCACCCGGUUCGAUACGUCCCUCGGACUCCUCACCAAGAAGUUUACCACACUACUCGAACAUUCUCCGAAUGGUGUGGUGAACUUAAAUAAAGCCUCGGAGGAGUUGGGAGUACAAAAACGUAGAAUAUACGAUAUAACGAACGUCCUGGAGGGCAUCGGAAUUUUAGAAAAGAAAUCAAAAAAUAACAUUCAGUGGAAGGGCGGAACUAAAGGUAGCUGCGCUUAUUCCACUUUACAAAGUGAAGUGCAAGCGUUAGAAAAUAGGGAAAAUCAGUUAGAUCAAUUAAUACAUUAUGCCGAAACCGAACUAUGUAAGUUAAGUGAAAGACGUUACGGAUACGUUACUUAUCAGGAUUUACGUACGAUUACGCGAUAUAAAAACAAAACUGUGAUGGCGAUUAAAGCACCGAGCGAUAGUACAUUAAGCGUACCUUUGCACGAAUAUAAGGUACAAAUGAAGAGCGAGAGUGGAGAGAUCGAAGUGUUUCUAUGUCCGGAGACUGUUCAAUCCAAAGCGAAAAGUAUACCGCCGAUGGAUCCGCUACUAAAAGACUUUAAGGAGAUUAGUCCGGGAUUGCUUAAUAUCACGACGCCGCCUGCACCUGUUUUCGAUAGUCCGAUCUCAAAUCCGCCACUGAAGCCGUUGUCUGCGCAGGUUUGUCGAAACUUAUCAUUCUCGAAAGAUCCAGUAUUUCAAAGUAUCGGAGCACCGAAUUCAGUACAAGAACAACCGGUACCUGUCUACAACGGUACAUCUUCUUCGACCGCCCCCAAUUUGGAUUUAACGUUAUCGCCGGGAAAGACCGUUUUGGAAAGCUGCAUGUUUACCUCCUGUUCCAUAGAAUCAUCCAUGAUGCCGUCGUCGAAGUUAAAACAGUCGUUAAUACACGGUCCGGAUGAUUUGGGACCGAUGUUAGAAAAAUUCUCGCCACAGUCUGAUUUUUCCCUCUCGGGUUCUCUCGACACAAUACUCGCGGAGCCUUUUUUACAUUUGGAGCCAUUAUCACAUUCCGAAUUCACUUUUAGUUUGGACAACGAAGAAGGUGUGGCAGAUCUCUUUGAUUUGUUUUAAGUUUGUUAAUUUCAUAUAAUAUUGUUAAAAAUCGUUUGCCCACGAAGCGGGCGAAAUAAUUUUUGAAAUGAGUGUUUAUGUGACUGUUUUCUUUUAUCAGAUGUGUAUUCCAUUAUUAAUCUUAUUAUCAAUAUUAUUUUGUUUACAAAAGUAUGUUAAAUUUAGAACAGACGAAAUUGAAAAUAUUAUUGACAUCAAUUUUGGAUGUCUAGAAUUACCAAAGUGCCUUUUUGUUUGGUAGUCGUUUUCUUUACAAUUUUAACUUAUUUGUCUGUAUGUUUUAAAAUGAAUUGUUUGCCUACUUUGUUUGUAUAAAACUUUUUUAAUGUUGGUUCAGUCGGAAUCAAAUGGUGCCAUUUCAAAAUGAAAUAUCAAUGUAAGUUAUUUCUUUAAGGGGGCAUUUUAUGUAUAACUUUUAAAUUAUAUUGUUUUAUGAAAUAUACACAAAACAAUGCAGUGAAGAACCAACUGCCAAAAACUUUCAUCGUUAUUACUUUUUGUGGUAACCAACAUAGGUGGCUUCGUAAUUGGAGAUUUGUGUAAGUUUCACCAAAGUCAAAACCAUUACAGCUGUAUGCAAAUUACACUAGUUUUCAGUUGCAUUGCUGGCGAAAUACAAAUUUUAACGAAAAAUGUAAGUACCUUUUGUCCAUAAAGAGGAAAGUUUUGACAAUAAACGUGAAUAGAACUAAUUUGCGACCAUCAAAUUCCAAUUGAUUGAUUGCGAUUCAUUUUAAAGAACCGUCAAACGACAAACCAAACCUAAGUAAAUACAAUCAUAUUUUUGUAUAUGAGGGCAAUAUUCCGUACUAGUCCGAAAAUUCUGUUUAAAGCGGUUUUCAGAAUUUAGAAUAUUAACAAUUUAACUUUGAAAGUUAAUUAUAUAGUAAUAACCAUUCGACGGUUAUAGGAUUAUUUGCUACAUUCGCAUCUCGGUCCUUAAUAUGUAAAUAAAUUUCUUUGGUUUGUAGUUUGAUUUCCAAUUAAUUUUAGUUGGAACGUACUAUGUAAAUGGGAAAUAGGAGAAUGUAGUCGGAAAACGAAAUGCUUUAUGUAUUAGUAAGUUACUGUCCAACCUUGUGUUAAAGUGCCCCUUCGAAAUUUCGAGUAUAUGUGAUUGAAUGGAAGUGGGUGUUUUAAUUACUUAAGUACAAGAUAUUUUUAAUUGUUAAAUGAGAUUUUUGUAAAUAAACUAUUUUAAUCUCGGCACUGUUUCUCUUGUGAAUGUCCAAAGCCAAUAGAGGCCUUAAUGUUUACAAUUUAUUUAUUCAU